Molecule: messenger RNA, 1257 nt
Organism: Calypte anna (Anna's hummingbird)
Lineage: Eukaryota; Metazoa; Chordata; Aves; Apodiformes; Trochilidae
Gene: SLC35F1
Product: solute carrier family 35 member F1
Exons: 8
Coding region: 1-1257 (418 amino acids)
Biological process (GO): transmembrane transport
Cellular component (GO): membrane
Molecular function (GO): transmembrane transporter activity
Source: RefSeq, a predicted model, not a curated record
AUGCUCUCCCCCGAGCACCACCGCCACCACCGUCACCCCCCGCCGCCGCAGCCGCCGCCGCCGCCGCACCACCCGCCGCAGCCCAGCCAUGUCGUGGCCACCAUCGAGAACCUGCCGGCGGAGGGCGGCAGCGGCGGUGGCAGGAGCGGCAUCUCCGCGCCCUCCUCCAGCGUGCGCCAGAGGAUCAAGAAAGUGCUGAACAGGGAUCUCUUGCUCUCUGUGGCACUUGGCCAGGUACUCUCCCUCCUUAUCUGUGGCAUUGGUCUCACAAGCAAGUAUUUGUCAGAAGAUUUCCAUGCCAACACACCUGUUUUUCAGAGCUUCCUCAAUUAUAUCCUGCUCUUCUUGGUCUACACAACAACACUGGCUGUUAGACAAGGAGAAGAAAACUUGCUGGCAAUUUUGAAAAGGAGAUGGUGGAAGUACAUGAUCCUGGGGAUAAUAGAUAUAGAAGCCAAUUACCUGGUAGUCAAAGCUUAUCAAUACACCACUCUUACUAGUGUACAGCUCCUAGACUGUUUUGUCAUCCCAGUGGUGAUACUGCUCUCCUGGUUCUUCUUACUGGUCCGAUACAAGGCAGUACAUUUUAUUGGGAUCGUGGUCUGCAUUUUGGGCAUGGGCUGCAUGGCUGGAGCAGAUGUCCUUGUUGGGAGACAGCAAGGAGCAGGUGAAAAUAAACUGAUAGGGGAUCUCUUAGUGCUGGGUGGAGCAACACUAUAUGGCAUCUCCAACGUUUGUGAGGAGUACAUCGUCCGAAAUCUGAGUCGAGUGGAAUUUCUGGGCAUGAUUGGACUCUUUGGCUCCUUCUUCAGUGGAAUUCAGCUUGCAAUCAUGGAACAUAAAGAGCUGUUGAAAGUUCCCUGGGACUGGCAAAUAGGGUUGUUGUAUGUUGGCUUUAGUGCCUGUAUGUUUGGCCUCUACAGCUUUAUGCCAGUGGUCAUAAAGAAAACCAGUGCUACUGCUGUCAACCUCUCCCUACUCACAGCUGACCUGUACAGCCUCUUCUGUGGAUUAUUCCUCUUCCACUACAAGUUUUCAGGACUUUACUUGUUGUCAUUCUUCACUAUCCUUGUUGGUCUGGUGCUCUACUCUUCCACCUCCACCUACGUAGCCCAGGAUCCUCGGGUGUACAAGCAGUUUCGGAACCCUUCAGGACCUGUUGUAGACCUGCCAGCCACGGGCCAGCUGGAGCCUUCAGUAACAUACACCAGCCUGGGGCAGGAGACAGAAGAGGAGCCUCACGUUAGAGUUGCUUAA